UCAAGAGUUAGCUGACUAUUGUAAACCUUUCCUAUUGUCUAUCAUUUAUGGAUAUGAUAUUUUUGCGCGUAUGAACAAAUCAACAAUAUCUGAUUUCAAAUGGCGUUUACUUGACGCUUUAUCAAUUUGUAAAGUACCGAAACAUCGUCUCCUAAGUCGCGGAAUAUUUGUAUGUAUGCGCCGUUAUCUGUUUAAGUGGUGCUUACCAAACUGUUUUUAUAGAGGAUCUCUAACAACUGUUGGGAAUGAUACUCUUUUACUGGAUACAGAUACUCAAGAGCGUCUGAUUCAUUCCAUCCCACAACUUGGACAUGAUGAUGAGGAAAUGCGAGUUUGUUUAUCACAACAGGGAAAUUCCUCUAAUCCAGGCAACACAAGUAGCCAUCGCCCUGUACAGUCUACCAGACGAUUUCGUCCUGGUCCUCGUUCCCUCCUCUGCUGGAUCAAUCCUAGUAGCCUACUUCCCGUGACUAUUUCUCAGUCUACAGAAUCUCCUUCACAGGUUCAAUCUUCCAAUAACAAAGUCAACUUGUACACUGAUGAUGAAAUUCAGUCUUGUGAUCAUGAGUCAUACGAUCUUUCCAAUGGUGUAUUCGGUGGUUUAGUGCUUCAUUUAGUUGAUGUUGACCUGGAUUGCAGUGAAGAUGAUAGUUCUAUUAGUCCGAUGAUGAAUGAAAAUGUUUUUAAAGGGGAUGUGGAAAUCGGUCAGAGAAUAGAUAAUUCUGGUCUGGAACGGCUGUUAUCAGUGAAGUCCAAUAGGUUCAGUGCAUGUUGUAGAAAACGUCAUGGAAUUAAAAAAACAAUUGCUGCUGUCUGGUCCAGUCCUCAACAGUUUCAGACUAUUUUAAUCCACCCACAGAUGAUAAUACACCAUCUACCUGAUCGAAUACUAGAAGCUGUUAGAUGCCUCCAGCAAGUCUUACUCCUAACAUCAACUGACUUGUCAGAUAGAAAUAGUGUUAAUGGCUUAAAAUCAUGCGAUUUUGUACGGAAAUUGAACAAUAUAUCCUAAUUUCGUUAUGUGAAGAAUUUUUUACCCUUUAUUCACCAUAUAUAGUAAUAAUAAUGCAAUAAUUUAUUUACCAAAUUUUACCUAGUAAUUCUACAAGUUUGUCCUUUUGACACUCAUGAGAGAUUUGUAUCCCCCUUUCGACCCUGUUUUUAUAAUGAGCUAAGUUUACCAGUGUAUGACUUUUAUAUGACUUUCUUUUCUGAGUCUUUAUUUUUCAUAGCAUUUUUUUGGCACGAUAAUGCAGGCACAGAACAGUACAGUAUGACCAAUUGAAUAAUCCUCUUCCUACGCAUACACAGUUAUACUUUGUUGUCCCACCGCGCACCAAGCCAAAAGUCAAGUCACCAACGGCAAGUAAAUUUCGCCUCUUACUAGACCCUAUGCAACUGUUUGAAAAAUUUUUCUUCUCGAAAAAUACUUGCUACAGUUUGAGACUUUUGUGCUAGGACAUUCAAGCGAGAUUAAUCCCUGAUAUUUUCGCCUGUGUAGGAUGUCAUACAUUCUAAAACCAUGCUUUUCAAUUGUAUUUCAUCAGUUCGUUUUCUUGUAUUCCUUGUUGUUGUUGUUGUGGGUUAUAUGCCUGUAUACAUGGUUCGGAUAUUUUCAUUCAUUCAUUUUCAUUCGUUGCCAGAAUUCGUAUUUCAUCGAGUUGUGUCUGAAGUUUGCUCUAGCCUAUGGUUUAAAUAAAAGUAGGGAGAGAUGUAGACGUUAUACCACUGCAGAAGGUGAUAAACUUUUGAGUGUUUCUUUGAAUAUCUUGAAGUGCAGAAAUAAUAAUCAGCCUUGUUCGUCCAUCCUAAUUUUAAUUGAUCACUGCUAUUGUGUUUUCUGUCGGCAAUCGUAAUUCAAGGAGAGUGACUAGUUGUAUUAUUUAUAACGUGCGAUGCUGUGAUCUAUAUUCGUCUUUCGGCGAUAAUAAUUAGAAUUAUGACCAGUUUGUGUACCUUUUCUACUGUUCAUGAUGUCCACUACUACCGGCAGUAUUUAUUGUCUAUUCUUUUUUUUUAAUUCGGUAAAUUUUUCCACCUCUGUCAGUAAACGUAUUUAGUAAUCUCUUAUCAGACCAAACCAUAUAAAUCUAUCUACACGUGUAUGUAUGUAUAAAAGUUAUUCAAUUAAUGUAAAUCGUGUGCACUUCCCUGUGUUCUUUUUUUUAUUGACAAAAACCUUAUCGGCAUCUGUGACUACAUACCUCAGGCUAUAAAUUCAUAUGGAUACUUUUUUAAAAUAUUUAAAUUAAAACGGAUAUUUUCACAGGA
Messenger RNA from Heterobilharzia americana, 2271 nucleotides. The record is from the annotation of a GenBank genome assembly. Lineage: Eukaryota; Metazoa; Platyhelminthes; Trematoda; Strigeidida; Schistosomatidae.